Molecule: messenger RNA, 808 nt
Organism: Mollisia scopiformis
Lineage: Eukaryota; Fungi; Ascomycota; Leotiomycetes; Helotiales; Mollisiaceae
Exons: 2
Coding region: 161-748 (195 amino acids)
Source: RefSeq, a predicted model, not a curated record
CGGCAAAUACAGAGAUUAUACUUCAUCCAUCUGGGAGGCAAGCAGUCGACCGAAUACGAUCGAAAUGGGACUGAAGACGGCACAUUGGUUAGAAACGAUUGAUUCCUCUGUCAGUUCUUGGUGAAGGAAAAAUGAAUACACCACGGAUAGCUCAGAUGCGAUGGAGAAAAGAAUGCAAGUAUAUCUCACGUCGGCUGCGUGGAGAGGUAGCAUCUGCUACCUGACGUGCCAAGUUGGAGGAAUCCGGGCUACCUGCAACAACACCAACGAAGAUAUGCGAUGUUGCCCUACGAACAAUGAGGUCUGUCAGGUCCAGUGCUGGUCUACCCUGACAACAGGAAAUCACGAAGUCCCCCUGUACGGGUACGACAAGCUGGGGAAAUGGGGGACAUCUGUCGAGGCCGUAAUGAAUGGGUCUCGUCAUAGUUACGAUAUCUUUGGAAACUUCCUCGAGAAGCCUGCGCCACAAGCAACUGUCUCUGACUGGAUGAGAGAUUUUCCCGACCCGUUUACGUCCAAGGUACAAAUUCCUGUGUGUCGGAGUCGAAACUUGAUCGUGCAGCCGUUGGAACACCCUGAUGAAAACAUCAAAAACUUUGGUUGUACGUGCGGGGGCUGGAUGUCUAAUGAGACCUCCCAGUUCCUUGACGUGAUAUCAAUGGGCAGACAGUCGAUGGCAUAUAAACAUGGCUGGCUGAAAGAAACCUUGACUGGUACUUGCAUGCGGGUAUGCUGUAGACGAUCUUAAAUCGUAACCCUAACAACGUCGCAUGGCUUGCUGAUACUCGGUGACAGAAUAUCGAUUCUC